Drosophila bipectinata is the source of this 4867-nucleotide messenger RNA. RefSeq names its product neurofilament heavy polypeptide. NCBI's taxonomy places the organism in Eukaryota, Metazoa, Arthropoda, Insecta, Diptera, Drosophilidae. The record is from RefSeq and is a predicted model, not a curated record.
AUGACGGCCCACACCCAAGAGGAGGAGGUGGACACGAAGACGCCAUCAAUGUCGCAGACAGUUGCUAAUAAUAAUAUUAAUAAUAAUUCGCAGCGGAUUGCUGGCAGCGCUGAUGGCGACAUCGUAAAUCAAAUGGCUGAGUCAGCCAUGUUUUUCUCGUCAAUGGCGCCGCCGGAAGUGCUGGGAAUGGCAGGGCAAUUUCCGGUGGGGCAAGGGAUCACCUACGAUGCCAGAUUUCCAAUGAAUCAACAAAAACAUCAAAAUGCGAUUUACAAAAAUAGUGGCAAUAAUAUGACAGUGAAUGGUUUCCAUCAGCAAUGUUUCCAUUCAGAAGAGGCAUCAGGAAAGUUUCCGAUGCAUCAGAAAUCGGCACUGGGCUUUCCUCUGCAUCACGUAUACGCAGAGAAUUUGGGUAGAAUUUUUCCAGAUUUGAAGCAAUUGCCGCGAAAGAACUCGGGUGAUAAUGAUGCCCUACCACUAGUAAGCACCACAAUGACCAGACGCAACCAGGUGAUUAGCUCACCCGUAGCUAUAAAGGCACCCCCGGAAUUUCCCAUAAUUAAAAAACGAUUUGUUACGAGCCGACGUUUUCCCAAUUAUCGGCCAAUGGCAAAUGCCGAUGAUGGAACUGAUGAUGAUAAUGAUGAGAAUGAUGGACCAGGAGAUCCAUCUCCACAUACCAACUCACAGCAAGCAACAACAAUGACGCAGACGAGCCUCGACAAAGUCACCAAAAUAGACAUAGAAGGUGGUGGCGAUGAUGUACAUAAGGCGUUUGAUAAUGAACUCGAGGCUGGCCACGGCGAUGAUGAUGAGUGGGAUGAUGAGCGGCGGGCAGCGGCGGUAGCAUUAAACUUGAACGCCACCAUAGAGGUGGCGCUGGUGGCAAGGGAAAUCGAGCAUCAACAGGCGGAAAAUUUUAAUGACGCCUUCGGUCCGAGUCAGAAUCAGUAUCAGGAGAAGGAGAAGCAGAAGCUACACGACCACAAAAACAGCAGAAUCGGGGAAAACAGAGAAAAACAAAAUGACGACGCCAUGAAUUUGGCCAAAAAUAAACACGAAAUAUGCGAGCAAAGCAAAUUAGAGAAGGCCGAAGAUCAUAAUGAGCUAAAUAUGACUAAAUCGGCGAGAGAUCAAGAGCAGCACCAGCAGCAGCAGCAGCAGAGCCAGUCAAUAUGCUUUACCAGGGAACAAACAAUAGAUGAUAUAGAUCGGUAUGGGAUUCGGAAAACCACCAACCACCACCAGCUCUCAGACGCGCGCGAAUCGUCGCCAGAGCAAGACCGCGAGCCAAAUCCGUAUAAGAAUCCGUAUCCCAAUCCCAUAACCGUAACCCGGCCAAAUAUAGAAUUACUAAAGAGUUCCGUUCGCGCUUUUCUCAACGACACCGACGACAAAGAUAGCUCUCCGCCGGUUUGGGACUGGGAGCUUAUCGAUCUCUUAACGGAGGCCAUUGAAUUGCUGUGCGAAAAAGCGGAAACGGGUAACCUUUGGAGCGAGGAGGUCGAAGGAUCGGAGCGGAGUGACAUGACCGUCACCAAGGUCAGCGAGGAGCGGGACUCAGAAACGGUCGACGUUUAUCCCGAGCCACUCGAUCAGCAUACUCCAGAAGUUGAUGACAACAACAAUAGCCAGAUCGGUGAUCCCAAUUCCAGCAACGAGAUGAAGUACGAGCUGAGAUCCACCACUGCCCCCACGACAGCAACACUGCCCAUACGGAGUUCCAGGCUACCGGAGGCACCCGCCGGCAGGCUGAGCACUACAAGCACUUCCAGAGGAUUACCCACAUCGACCUCAACCGCCAGCACUCCCCUGCUGGGCGAACUGAAGCGCAGCUCCUCCAGCCGCGAUGACAUCUCCAUUGAUCCAGAAUCCGUGCUGCCGGAAAGGACGCGGCUUCGGCGCCAGAGGCGUAUGCGUUCCCAAGAUUCGGCGGAGGAGAAGCCGGAGGAUGUGAUCGAGCGGCUAAACAAGCUCAAGGCACGCAUUUCCGGAGCCCUCAGCGAGGUCAAGAACGUGAUCAAGCAGUACAGCACGGAGAGUGAGGCGGAGGCAGCAGGGGAGACACCUGUGGUGGCGCUAUCGAAGCCAUCUUCCAGUGCUGGCGAGAAAGAGCCUUCAUCGGCUCCAGUUCCCUUUAGAUUUGUGAAGAAAAUACGCCGACGUAGCUACUUUGAUGAGGCGGAAGAGGAAAAGGAGCAAGCUGGAGAGGAUCAGGACAAAGUUUCCCAAGAAGAAGUCAAGGAAACCAAAAUAAAAAGAGAAGCCACACCAUUUCCCAAACUAGAAAAACUAGAAGAAAAGGAUAUAUCAGAAUCCAAUUCAAAAGAAGUCCUUCAAGAAACUGAAGUUCAAACUAAGGAAGAUUCGAAAAUUUUAGAAAAUCAAGAGACAAAAAUUAUUGAAAAAUCAGAAACAAAACUUACAAUUGAAUGCAAUCAAGAGCCAAAGAAGGUUGAACAGAUUUCAGAAGCAACUCCUCAUAAAGUUGAUUCAAAGGAGUCCAAAACAGAAAUAAUUUCAGAACCCAAAGAAGCCUUAAAAGUUAAUGGAGAAGUAGUAGACUCUAAGCCUCCAGAAAAGAAUAAAACCCAAACCAAAAUAGAGUUCCUGGCCAAAGUGCAAAGUGAACUGAAAUCCAAACCCACAAAAGAGAAGAUCGACAAGAAACCCAAUGAAGUUACAGAACCCACACCCAAGAGCCAGAAAGAGGAGCACUCUGAAAAACCCACUUCUGAUGUAACUGAUGAUUCAUCACAAGCUGGGUCACAGGCACAGGCCACACCCAAGAUCAAGAAGAAAGUCAUUGUGAAGGUAAAGAAUUCGCGGCGUGCCUCGAUUGCCGCCGUGGAACCGUCCAAGAUCAAGGUGGAACCGGCCGUGGAGCAGAGCGAUGCUCUCAUCGCACAAAGGAGACCCUCCGAUUCCGAGGCGAUUGUCAAGCGCAAGAAGAAGCUGAAAUUAAUGGGCCCCAUUGCAGAUGCAGCAGCAGCAGCAGCAACAAUUUCAACAACUUCCGGCUAUCAGAGGGAGAGGACGGAUAAACAAGCAACGUCGCCAGAGGCCAAGACAGUGCCAGCCAAGUUGGCUAUUGCCAAAAGUGGCCAAGGAGAAGCGACAACAGCAACCGAAGCCACUGCAACUGCAGCAGCCGCAACAGAAACUGAAAAACCAAUCGAUGGCGAUUCAGUAAAAAGUGGCAAUCAAGCGCCAUCUCCCGAACGAAGCAGACGCGCCAGCCUGAAACUAGACGAGCUGGUGGGUGGAACACUGCCACUGGUGGUGCCAGCGGGUAAAUCAGACAUCCCAGCACCAGAACCACAAACUCUUCGUCCAGAGCCACCGGCUCAGGCGCAGGCACAGGCAUUGCCUUCUAUCGACGAGUCCAAAGAACCCAUCAAUCAGGUGCAGUCGCACGUACAGGUGCAACAGGUGGCCAUCGGCGCUGACAUUGCGCCGCAAAUAGAAGCGACAUUGAGGCACGAAGAGUCAUCAGCGCAGCCAUCGGUAGAAGCUACAAAAGUCGCCGAACAAUCAGCACCCGCGGACAGUCUAGAAUCAGCCAUCACGAUGCCGGAGCUGAAAGUGAUCGCCGGUCCGGUGCAGCCCGUCAAGAUCGAGACGGUGGAGCAGCCCCUGGAUGUGGCCAAAAGUGAUCAGCCCCUGGUGGUGGGCAAAAAGAAACCAACGACAGCAACGCCUCACCUCAAGAAGCUAGUGCGCAAGAAUUCCAUUGACAAGAAGGAUAAGGAUGUUGUGGAGCAGCAGAAACAGGACUCCACCAAGCUCAGCAAUAUCCUGCGCGACAAAAACAAAAUCAACGAGCUGUCCUCCAGGAUCAAUAAACUAACGCCACCCAAGAAGCGUGAAGUGAAACCCAAAGAAGAGCCAACAAAACCAGAGGAGCAAGCUCCAAAGCCAGAGGAGGAGACUCCACAGGAAAUCCCAACGGAAGCCGUACAGGAUCAAGAAGAGGAGCAAGUGGCUGAACCAGAACCGGAGCCCGAGCCGGCGCCCGUGCCCAAAAAAGUGCGAAAAGUCAAAAAGAAGGUUAUCAUCAAGCGGCAGAAACGCCGUCUCUCCAUCGGCGACACAUUCUUCCUGCAACCGGAGCCCGAGGAGCCCCAGAUUCCUGAGAUCGAGACCAUCGAACGGGCCAUAGCCUACGUGACCGAUGACGAGGAUGAGCCAGAGCCUCAACCCGAGGAAAAAGUAGAGCCGGAACCCCGAAAAUCCUGCCUACACGUGAGGGAAUACAAGAUCGGGGAUCUAAUCUUAUACGCGGAACGGUAUCGCAAGACCCAAGUGCGCUGGAAACGGGGACGAGUGCUCGAGAGGAUUACCAGCAUUUCGUACAAACUGGAGAUCGAGGGCAAAGAGGUUCCAGCCCAUGUCAGCUACAUCAAGAAGUACACAGGACGCAAGGUUCGUUUCGGGGGCAAGGAGUACCUGGAGAUCGACUACGAACAGGUGGCCGAGGAGGAGCGCCGAGCGGCCAGCUACAGCAUAUGGAACAUGGUGUAGGAUGAGAGGUGUAAUCCCCCAGCCAAUCACAAAAGCUAUAUACCCUUAGUGGUGUCCAGUGUCCAGUCACAUAUUUGAGUGGAAUUAAAAAAUUUGUUGCCAACGAACGAUUUUUUAAGGAUCUCAACAACGACAUUCAGUUCUAGUCUUUAGUGUCCUAGUCUAAUCUAACGUAUGUGUAUGUAUAUCCUAGUUAUCCUAGUGUUUAGUGUAAAUAUUCCAGCUGCGCUUCGUUUCGGUUUACAUUUUAAGUACUCUGGUAUGUGUGUAAUUUUAUUUUAAACAAAAAACAUGGCAACAGCAAGCCAUUUAAUGUUAAAUAAAGCGUGAAAUAUUUCAGUUA